GCAGCGAUGGCGUGCCCCAGCGGUCGCGACGAGUCCCGUCGCGAGGAGCGUGCCUCCUCCACCGACGAUCGCGGCGUGGAGCGUCUAUUCGAACAGCAGCCGCGGCCCAACAUCAAGAUCGUGCGCAUCCUCACCGUGCUCGGCUACGUGUUUUGCGUGUCCUCGGCGGCUAUCAUGCUGUCGUUGUACUACGUGUUCCUUUGGGACCCGUACACGAUGAAGGCGGGUGAACCACUGGCGGCCGGCGGCCCGUACAGUACCAACCUGUCUGCCUGUGAGAGCUUCCGCUACAAGGUGCAGGAGAAAUAGCGAGCAUCUGGUUUCGGGACAUAAGUCUGUCUAACGAGUACGACACCCGCUGGCCGCUGAAGUCAUGAGUCACCCUAACAUCGAGUCGUGGAAAUUAGCAUAUCCAUUCUCCUUGUCGACUACACCGGACCAGCAGCGGAAGAUUUACUAGAUGGCAGCACCUUUGGAGCGCCAGAGGUCGGCACUGCUCGAGAGUGAACGGCCGUACUAAAGCCCGGUGCCGGUGGCAGCCAACGAAAUUACGUCACAAAGGGUGGAGAGCCUCACUCGCCAAAUGUUGUGGUCGAACAGUUUUUGAGGAUAGUCGUGUAACUGAGUGUUGGAGAUGUGACGAGUACCGAAAUGGGUGUAACAUUGCGUGAACUGUGAAUUUCUGGCUGAACGACGUCAAGUUUCUUUAUUAUAAAUUUCGGUGCUCUACGCAGUCACGCGGCGCUUGUCUUCGUCCGUCCCAUCAAUCCUCAGGACCAACCCAUCCUCAUUCUUGGUCACCGAAAAACCUGUUCGGCCUGACUGCCCACCAUUGCAGUCCCGUCCCCAAGGAAUAAGCUCAAUCACUGCGGCGCGUUACAUGGCUCUUUUCUAUGCGGUGAAAACUGAAAAGGCAUAAGCCAGCGAAGCAAAACAAGCAAAAUUGUUUACCAUCGCUUCCAAAUCCGACCAAUGGAGACCUGCACAACGCACAUUGAGCUGUCCUUAUCGCCAAACUUAUUAGCGUCGUGCGUUAAAUGAACUGUGAAGAUAGGUAUAAUGAAUGGUGAUGCUGUAGGUGUCACUGUUGAGCGAGCUCGCGUUGUGCUCCUACGCAUUGUUUUGAACAGUGCCCUUAGAGCCUUUAUGAAUGCUUGAUUAGUGUCUUUCUGUUGAAUAAAUAUAUGGCGAGUCAUACUGGAA
Molecule: messenger RNA, 1203 nt
Organism: Amphibalanus amphitrite
Lineage: Eukaryota; Metazoa; Arthropoda; Thecostraca; Balanomorpha; Balanidae
Product: putative transmembrane protein INAFM2
Exons: 2
Coding region: 7-309 (100 amino acids)
Source: RefSeq, a predicted model, not a curated record